This is a messenger RNA of Anopheles bellator, 1005 nucleotides long. It is a transcript of the gene Obp99c, whose product is annotated as general odorant-binding protein 45. Bases 1 to 1005 code for a protein of 334 amino acids. Gene Ontology annotation, molecular function: odorant binding. Gene Ontology annotation, biological process: sensory perception of smell. NCBI's taxonomy places the organism in Eukaryota, Metazoa, Arthropoda, Insecta, Diptera, Culicidae. The transcript has a single exon. The record is from RefSeq and is a predicted model, not a curated record.
AUGUUCCCGUUGCUCUUCUUGCUGGGGCUAGCGUGCGGUCGGCUGGGUGGGAUCGCAGCGGAAGCGAAAAACUGUACCCCGACGUUCGAUGGAGCCCUCAAGGAAUGUGCCGCCCAGCUGGGCAUCUCGUCGGAGCGUCUGCAGGAGGAACACUACAAUCUGCUACUGUUUCCGGCCGAUCGCGAUACCUCGUGCCUGGUACGCUGCAUUGGGGUGUUGCUCCGUUUCUGGGACGACGCAACCGGGCUGCGGGAGUCGACGAUCCGUCAGUACUACCGGCCGGCCGAUGAAGACCACUGCUACCGCAACCGGACCCAGCGGUGCCUGCGGACAUUCGAACGGGACACCAGCUUGACGGACGUGUGUGAGCGGGCCCACCGGGCAUUUCUGUGUUACCAUCAGCAGUACGGCUAUCUGACGCAGGAUAACGCCUACAUUCCCGUGACCGGCCACGAGAUGCGUCAGGUGCAGCAGGACUGUAUGGACAUUCUGGGACUCGCGCCUUCUCGGCUAAAGCAGUACAUCGAGGGUUACUUCCCGGACGACCCUGAGACGCACUGUUUCGUGCGCUGCGUCGGACUACGAACCAAACUGUACAGUGACCGGACCGGGCCGAACGUAGACCGACUCUACAUUCAGUGCGAGUCGUGCCUGGACGAGAAGGUGUUUAAGGCUCGCGCCAACGAGUGUAUCGCAGCGCAGCGCCGGGAGAAGCUCAGCAAGUGUACGGGCGCCUACCGGACACUGUACCACUGUUUCCGUGACGAUCAACUGGAACUGUACGGUGGAACGACGGCUCCCGCCAGACAGAGCACAUCGACCACGAAGGGUGCAAGCACGACCACCCGAAUCCCGGGAAAACCGCAGCAGUACGUGUUCUACCCCGACACGAAAGCUCCGAAUAGUGGUGCCUCGAACGCGCUGGCUCAAUCCUACAAGAACAAGCUGAUGUUUAAAAUGAUCUUGGAAACCCUGGAACGCCACAAUGACGUCAUUGGACAAUAA